Molecule: messenger RNA, 915 nt
Organism: Perkinsus marinus ATCC 50983
Lineage: Eukaryota; Perkinsozoa; Perkinsida; Perkinsidae
Product: ubiquitin-conjugating enzyme E2 J1, putative
Exons: 8
Coding region: 1-915 (304 amino acids)
Source: RefSeq, a predicted model, not a curated record
AUGGCGACUACGAACAGCAGUAGUAGCGGCUCUCACGUAAACGCGUCGAGCCAGACGAUACGGCGUAUUCAAAGGGAAAUCCUAGAGAUUCAGCGCAACCCCAGCAGCAAUUGGACUGCCUCUCCCACUGCCGAUAGCAUCUUCGAGUGGCACUAUACGUUCAAGGGACCGCCGGGGACUGAGUUCGAAGGUGGACGCUAUCAUGGCCGAAUCGUUUUGCCCAGCAAUUACCCGUUCGGACCGCCGGUCAUCAUGUUAUUAACCCCGAAUGGUCGUUUUGAAGUUAAUAAGAAAAUAUGUUUGUCGAUCUCAAGUUAUCAUCCCGAGUUGUGGCAGCCCGCCUGGGGUAUUCGAACCAUUAUGGAAGCUCUCAGGAGCUUUAUGCCCACCCCUGGUGAAGGAGCCAUCGGCGCGUUGGAUUGGCCGGCAGAGACUCGCCGACAGUUGGCCGAGGAAAGCCGAGCGUGGACGUGUAAAAUGUGCGAGGCGUCCAAUGAGGAUCUCUUGCCGGGAGGUGACGACGAUAAAGAGGAUCUUCCCCGACAGGACAGUGAUGAUACUGAGGAUGUGCCCAAACCUAUGGCUUUCGUAGCCCUCAAUAAUGAGGAAGAGUUGCCAAGUAGCCCAAAGAAGGCAAUCGACGACACACCCGAGAUACCCACUCCCACUGGAAAGCAAACAGAUUCUCCUGGCGGCAAUGCAGAUGAACAGAGCAGUGCGGCGGCGUUAGCCAGGCGUCCACCUAGGAAGAUGUCGAUGCUCAUGCAGUUGCUGCAAUUGCCAAGGAAUUCGGAGGAAUCUGGGUUGUUCCUGAUCAACCUUGGAAUAUUAGCCGUCAUAGGUUUCGCAAUAGCCCUCAUCGUCGACUGCUUCAGACAUCCCCCAGAAGCGUUCAUCGGCCCUAGCGGUCAAUAG